Abrus precatorius (Indian licorice) is the source of this 1753-nucleotide messenger RNA. RefSeq names its product UPF0496 protein At4g34320-like. Lineage: Eukaryota; Viridiplantae; Streptophyta; Magnoliopsida; Fabales; Fabaceae. The record is from RefSeq and is a predicted model, not a curated record. The transcript is spliced from 2 exons. Bases 324 to 1442 code for a protein of 372 amino acids.
AACACACGCGCGAGUCUUUAAGAUAGAGAAGGUGCAUUACUUCCCGCGUUUUCCUUCUUCAUUGCUUUCAUUUUCUUAAGCGUGCAAGUCAUUGACAAAACUCAACAUACCCACAUUUUAUUGGUAAAUAACUCUGCUAAUUAUCUUCAAGAUCUUCUGUUCCCUACCUUUAACAUCACUCAAAUUUCUUUCCUUUCUCUUCUUACUUCCCACUUCUUAAAAAGGGUGACUCCAUCAGUUAUUAGCUCAAGCUAUUGUCAUAAUCACUGUCUGGAACUUGUUAUCUUCUUCAAUAGCUUUCAAAGAUCAUUUCAACUGAAGAAAUGGGGGGAUAUAUGAGCAAGAAGACCCCUCAAACAUCAUCUGGCAUUAACCUCAAUACUGAUAUGGCAACUGAAUUGAGGUCGUAUGAGGCUGCCUGUAAGCUUGACUCUGAUUUGCAAUCCUUUGACAGCACUCUUCAAACUCGAACGAAUCAAGUAAUCAAUACUCUUGCAGUGGGUGUUGAAGUUCGGUCCCUUUCAUUUGAAUCUCUCAAACAAGUCACAGAAUGCCUUCUUGAGAUGAAUCAGGAAGUUGUCAAGGUAAUCUUAGACUGUAAGAAAGAUAUAUGGAAGAACCAAGAACUGUUUGAGCUUGUUGAGGAGUACUUUGAUACUAGCCUGCAGACUCUAGAUUUCUGUACUGCAUUAGAGAAGUGCCUAAAGCAAGCCCGGGAUAGCCAAUUGCUUAUUCUUGUGGCGCUUCAACAGUUUGAAGAGGAAACUGGGUUGGGAGAGAAACGCUAUGGUAGGACAUUGCAGGAACUGAAGAAUUUUAAGGCAGCUGGUGACCCCUUCACUGAAGAAUUCUUCCAAACCUAUCAAUCUGUUUACAAUCAGCAGAUACUCAUGCUUGAGAAGUUGCGAGUCAGACAAAAUAAGCUUGAUAAGAAAGUAAAACAGAUCCAUACCUGGAGGAAGGUCUCAAGUAUGAUAUUUGUAGCUACAGUUGCGGCUGUCUUGAUCUGCUCAGUUGUAGCAGCAGCCAUUGCUUCUCCACAUGUUGCAGCUGCACUAGCUGCUGUUACUGCAAUCCCAAUUGGCUCAAUGGGAAAGUGGAUUGACUCCCUGCUAAAGAACUAUGAAAAUGCCAUGAAAGGACAUAAGGAAGUAACUAUCUCUAUGCAAGUUGGCACCUAUGUUGCUAUAAAGGACUUGGAAAACAUCCGGGUUCUCAUUGAGCGGCUGGAAGUCGAGAUUGAGUCUCUAUUGAAGAAUGUGGAUUUUGCUGUUGAGGAAGAAGCUGUGAAGGUUGCAAUAGAGGAUAUCAAGAAGAAGUUGGGAGUUUUUAUGAAGAAUAUUGAAGAUUUAGGAGUCCAAGCUGAUACAUGUAGCCGUGAUAUUAUAAGGGCAAGGACAGUGGUUCUACAGAAGAUCAUAAAGCUUCCCCACAACACAUGAUGUGAUGUUCUUCUGCCUUGUCAACCAGUAUUCCAGUAAUUGUUGCUUGUUGGAGAAUUCAUUUGUUCCUGUUUCAUAUCUGAUUUUCAGCUGUCAUUGAUUCAUGCAAACUUGGGUUUAUAUUGUAAAUAAUGGGAAAGUACUGACUUAUAGUCAUUUGGUAUGUUUAGGAAGCUAAAACUUAUUAUUCUUUUGAGACAAAAAAAGUACCGAAUGUAUUUUUAUUUUGUAAGAUAUUUGUGUUUAUCAUAUUGUCUGUUGGUAGGAUUAUUAUCUGUCUUAAUAUAGCCUAGCAUGAUGAUUGAUUGCUU